ACUCAGUACCUGUUUUUCUGUUCUCAUGUAACUGAAGUGUCGAAACGAUACCGUGUUGAUUUUACAUUUAUUUUAUAGUCAAGUAUAAUAACGGCAACGAAAUACGCGAUAACGAAAAAUCAACGUUAAAAUCAGCAUAUUUUCUGUUAUCGUUCAGCCACAUCUGUUACAUAUUGUUCCUCCGUUCCUCGUGAUCUAGUGUACGUAGUUUUAACAAGAUUGUGCUGCAGGAUAGGAUGAUCUUGAAGAUCGAUGUUGAAUAUUUUUCCUGUGUGUGGAAUAGAAACUGACGAUAUGGAUGCAGUAUGGCUUCGAUACUCUACUGGCAUGCUUCUGGGAAUAAUUUGAUUUCUGCUGCUUUUAUCUUAUUCUUACUGCUUUGUCCUCGCAGCAGUACAGAAUGCGAUCAGAAGUUUAUAAGUACACCAGACGGUCCAGCAAAUGGAACCUUUCAUGCUCCGACGAUAAUUAACCCCGAAGGGGAUUCCAGACAAUGCGUAUAUAUAUUUUUCGCUGGGCCGCGACAACGAGUCGAAUUGAAAUUCAAUACAUUCGGCCUUCGGGGUACACCACCAGAUGGAUCCGCUGUUGGGGAGUUACCCGCUUGUGGUCACGAAUAUAUGGACUUGUACACGGAAAUACGAUCGGAGAAUACCAGCAAGUUGGUGGAAACUCCUUUCGGUGGUCGUUUUUGUGGUCCGAUCCCACCUCGCAGGCGUGUGUCUCUUUAUCAGGGAAUCGCUCUUAGUUUCUACACUGAUAAAAAUAUUACGUUCCCUAGCCUGUUCAGCGGUACAUAUGCGUUUAUCAAUGCAUCUGAAUACGAGGUGGGAACCCCAGCUCCUAGCACACCAUGCUCAUUCAAGGUAGAGUCAGAAAACAAGCGCAACGGCAGCAUAUUAUCACCUACUUAUCCGGGCACAUAUCCGAAAGGUCUUACAUGCAGUUAUCAAUUUAUCGGAAUACAAGGUCAACGAGUACGCCUCGAGUUUCGAGAUUUCGAUCUGUUCUUUGGAGGUCAACAUUGUCCCUUAGAUUAUCUAAAAGUGUACGAUGGUUUAGACAAUACGUCGGCUGUUAUCGGAACAUAUUGUGGUCAACAACGAAAUUUGGUAUUAUAUUCAUCAGAGUCUAGUUUGUACGUACUGUUCGUUACACUUCAACGUACAGCGAACACACAAAAUCGUGGAUUCAAGGGUAUCUUCGAAUUCUCUGAGAGUUUCGUUAAAUUAGACUUCAUCACCACUUACGAGGGUGAGCAUAUACGAGGAUCAGAAUGCGAUCAGAAGAUAUUGAGUAAAAAGGAAUCAUCUGGAUUCGUGGUUAGCCCAAACUAUCCAUUUCCAUAUAUACCAAAGGUUGUGUGUCGGUAUUUCAUUUAUGGAAUGCAAGAUUCCCAGCAUCUUGAACGCGUUCGAUUAGAAUUCAGACAAUUUAAAAUACCAAAAAAUAAGACGAUAGGAGAUUCAUCCUGUACCGAUGGAUAUUUGAAGCUGUAUUUGAAAGGACAAGAAGCAACAGAUUCUUACGAUAAAUUCGAUUACGAAUUGUGCGGUUCGGAGAGCAAUCCGAGUCCUGUAGUUAGCGAUGGUCCAAGACUCGUGAUGGUAUUUAGUAGCGGAGAAUCUCAAGGACAAGGCUUUAAAGCAUGUUACAGUUUUGAAACAGAGUAUAAGAUACCGGGCACCGCGGCGCCCGAUGGCAGCUGCACUUUCACGUACCGCAGUUCCUCUCGCAAAAAAGGAGAUUUUAAUUCUCCGCGACAUCCUAGUAAUUAUCCAAGCAACACAAAUUGCACAUAUGUUUUCAUAGCUACGCCAAACGAACAAGUUACCUUAAUAUUUGAUUAUUUUAAAGUUCGAACGAAAAAUACGAAUAUGACGACCGGACACUACGGAGUGGAAAUUUGCCAAGAUGAUUGGUUGGAGAUAUAUAAUACGUAUCGAGAUAAUACGGAAAAAUUAAUAGGUAGAUAUUGUGGUAAUACAGCUCCGGGACCGGUGGAAUCAAAUCUCGGUGCUUUCGGCUUAAGAGUGAUUCUGCAUUCGGAUUCUGAGUUGGUUUAUAGCGGUUUCAAAGCGCGUUACACGUUCGAAGUGGCGAAACCUAUUUUUGGAGAUUGCGGAUCGAAUAUAAGCAGUGUGAAUUAUGGAAUCAUUGCUAGUCCGAAUUACCCAAACAAAUACGAUGGACCCGCAAGAAAUCUGGCUAGUAAAACUUGCAAUUGGUUUAUAAGAGUCCGACCGAAUCAGCGAAUAUUACUACACUUUGAAGCAUUCUCGGUAGAGGGUGAUCAAUCAGUUCGUGGUUGUCCUGCUGCGGUGCUGCGCAUAUGGUAUUCCGCGUCAUCCACGCCUGUCGAAAUAUGUGGUAUUCAAACUCUAGACAAAAAUUGGACUUACCUCUCUGUGGACAAUAACAUGCGACUUAGCUUCAUAUUGGCUGAUAAAGCGGUUGGACAAAUGGGAUUUAAAGCAACGUGGACCGAAGUGAGCACAAAUACCGACUGCCAGAAUCAGUUUCUUUGUGGCGAAAAUAAAUACUGCAUUGCAGAGUCACUUCGGUGUAAUAAAAUUCGUAAUUGUGGCGCAAACGACACUACGGAUGAAGAAAAUUGUGGUAUAGUUGUACGGACGAAUAAUUACGCUCUUCCCGCGGGUAUCGUCGGUGUUGCAUUGAUAACAUUGAUCCUUUGUAUUUCGUGUAAUCUAAAACUAAGAAGACGAGUUCAAACUGUACAUCUUGAUGAUCUGCGUCAUCGCAUAGACGAGAGGCAUCGAUGUUAUCAUAAUGAAAACCUUCUUCAACGCCAUCACCACUUUCAUCAUCAUCACCAUCAGCACCAGCAUCAAUAUCAGCAACAGCAACAACAGCAACAACACUAUCAAGAUUUGACUAGUGAUUCAAGAUAUCACCUAGAAUCAUCGACUAGUCCAAUGAGCGAGAGCGAUGUCGAGGAAGCCAGCAGUCUCAACAGUGUGUGACACAUCGUGUCAUAUUAUUUGAACUCUGUUUGUUAUCUUAUUUUAUUCGCGUUACAGUUAUAUUAAACCACUGAAACGUCGCGUUUUUACCUCAUUUCUACCUCAUUUGUACUCAUCUUCCGAGGAUCAGUUAACUAAUCCAUUUUCAUGUUUAACGAGGCGUUUCAUCAUAACGAUACAGUUAUCAAUCGAUAUGCGCAAAGGAAUCUUCGAAUAAGCUUCAACUUGCUCCAAUUUUAUCAAGAUUAGUCUAUAUUCGAAUAAUAAAAAUCAUGUAUGCAUUUUUUAGAAUGAUUCAUUGUAUGUCAUUCUGUAACGCACGAUUUAUUUUCUCGUAGACGUAUGGCUGAACGCGAUUUCUAUAUCUUUCCUCGUUUUCCUUUUUUUAAAGCUUCGACUCCUUUUAAAAUACAUCAGCGUAUUUUUAAUAUAUAUAAUUAUUGGUGCAAUAUAUAGGAUCGUAUACAGAGAAACGUAAAGAUAAGAAGGCGACAAACAGCCGAGCUGUAAUUCGGCAAUAAUUUGAAUGGAAAAUAAAUCGUUGCAUCAGUUGUGUUUCAUUGAAGAUGGAGUGAAAGAAAUGAAAAUGUCCGGUUAUUGUUAACGAUAUUUCCGAAGCUCCUGAUCCUCCAAAAGAAUAAGUAAAAUAUAUUUUUACUUCGAGUUAACUAGAUUUAUCGUUAUUGUUACGUCAAUGCGUUGUCAUUGACACCUUUUUCUUAUAUUUUCUUGCAUGUAUUUAGCCGAAUCCACGGGCAAAGUAUGGUUGAAGUAAAUAACAUUGCGUUAUAUUCGUAUCUGGUUGAAAUGUUCGAUUAUAUAGAAGAACAUGUUACCACAUGCAUCCUUCCCUUGCGUAAUCCGUUCACGUAGCAUGUAACUAGUUGUACGCAACGCGCAUACAUAUUUUACACAUGUGAGAACGUGAUCAUUUCACAAAUAGUACGUACGCAAUUUCUUUGUAAAUGUUAUUUUUUUAGUUUUAAGAAUAUACAAUUGUCGAGCGAUAAGAUCUAUAGCUUGAAAUGGCCAGUUCAAGUUUACGUAGUUGCGUCCUAUUUCUUGGUGUGAUGAGUAAUAUACAUACAGUGGUUUCAUAAAUCACGAUAUGUAUAUUUUUGUGAUAAAAUUUUUGACCCCUACUUCUAUUUUUUUAAUUCGUACGAUCGAGCAACACUAUUUCAACGAUCCAAACCUACCACGAUUCCUAUUUGUUCUUCAAAAGUUUUAUAUUUCCCAUUAUCUUAGAUUAUUGUUUGCUUUCAACCAAUUAUACAAUUUUUAGACAGAACAAUUCGAUUUUAUGUUAUAUGCAACGUGCACUAACAAAACGGAACUGUUAAGAAAUACGUCGCGUAUAAGUGUAUAUGAAAUCUAUAAAUGCUGCCAUUUGAUAUAAUAGUUACAUUAUACGAUUUUAUAUAAGUGAAAACCAGACGUAAUCAAGUACAGUCGUGUUUGAUCAAAUACCGAACACGAAAUGAUUGAGCAGCAAGUUACAUUGACAAAAAAAUUUUACGCGUCGAAUUUGUUACUUUUUGCUCCUCCUUUACUUAAUAGUUAUCUUAUGUUUAAAUGUUUCGCAUUUUGCAUGAAUCUUGAAAGCGGAUUUAAUUUGUGUCUAACGAGAAGAGAAAUAACGAUAGCGAGAGAAAAAAGAAGGGGAGUAAGAACAAGGAAGCAAAGAAAAAUGUAUAGCCAAAUACACAGGGAACGAUGGUAUUUAACAUGUUCAUAGUAAAUGAAGAGAAUAACAAAUUUGAUAGGCGUGAAGUACAUCGCAUUUCUAAAAAAAAAAUCACACGAAAAAAGGAAAAGUACGCGAAAUAAUAAAGGAUGUAACAGAUCUGCGUGUGAUGUA
This is a messenger RNA of Bombus terrestris (buff-tailed bumblebee), 4845 nucleotides long. RefSeq names its product tolloid-like protein 1. The transcript has 16 exons. Gene Ontology annotation, molecular function: protein binding. The record is from RefSeq and is a predicted model, not a curated record. NCBI's taxonomy places the organism in Eukaryota, Metazoa, Arthropoda, Insecta, Hymenoptera, Apidae. The coding region runs from base 306 to 2984 and encodes 892 amino acids. Gene Ontology annotation, cellular component: plasma membrane.